GCUGAUUCAAUCGACUUCUCUUCCUCCCGAAACGACGACUUCUCUUCUCUCCCCUUAGGGAUGACGUCAGCCCAGGAGAAACGAACGAUGAAGAAACUCUCCAGGGGAGAGCUCGAGGAACGCUACAUGUCCGUCCUGGACGAGAACGUCUUCCUCAAGAAGCACACGCGAAACCAGGAAGAAAGAAUCAAAAAGCUAGCCGCCAAGAUGCUGCGCCUGUCGCAGGACGCGAAGAAGACCCAGCUGGCCCCGGGCGAGUCGGGCGGGCUCGCCCUCCACGACACGGAGGAGGCGAAGCGCCGGAUCCUCGUGCUGGAGCAGCAGAAGGGCCAGCUCGUCGCGCGGAUGAAGGCGAUGAAGCACCAGCUGGGC
Messenger RNA from Darwinula stevensoni, 372 nucleotides. NCBI's taxonomy places the organism in Eukaryota, Metazoa, Arthropoda, Ostracoda, Podocopida, Darwinulidae. The record is from the annotation of a GenBank genome assembly.